Messenger RNA from Lymnaea stagnalis (great pond snail), 15158 nucleotides. Lineage: Eukaryota; Metazoa; Mollusca; Gastropoda; Lymnaeidae. The record is from the annotation of a GenBank genome assembly.
GACAUCUGCAGAGUUUGCCGGUGUGAAGGUAGUUCAGAUAAGCCACUAUAUCACCCCUGUGUGUGUACUGGAAGCAUCAAAUAUGUUCACCAGGACUGGUAAUUAAUUUUAAUCUGUUUUUUAAAAUAAAACUAAUCAAAAAUAUAAUGCCAACGUUAGGAGAAAUUGUACAUGAUGUAAAAAAUUAACAAGAAACAAACAAAAAAAUAGAACAAAUCAAAAAUAUAAUGCCAACGUUAGGAGAAAUUGUACGUGAUGUAAAAAAUUAACAAGAAACAAACAUUUUGUGUGAGUAAAACAGUAUAUAUAGAAUGUAUAAUAUUGUAUAUCUUUACAAAUUUUUCAAAAAGAAUGAUAAAGUACAUUAUUAAUUAAAAUUCUUCUUUUUCAGCUUGGUUCAGUGGCUUAAAUACAGCCGUAAAGAGUAUUGUGAGCUUUGCAAACACAGAUUUUCAUUCACCCCAAGUAAGUAAUUCUUUUGUAGUUUUAAGAGUUUUUUUAUGAAUCGUACGGUUGAUGGAAUAUAUAUCUAGAUACACCCCCAUACACUAUGUUGUGUACAGAUAUUGUUCCCACACACAUACUCGACCACAUUUUAAAUUGUUUCCUGUUGUAAAUUUUCAACAUCAUCAAAUAUAAUCCUUAUAAAUUUCAGUCUAUUCACCCGACAUGCCCAAUCGACUUCCCAUCAAGGAUAUUGUCAGUGGCCUUGUCACCAGCAUGGCGAGGGCUGUUCGGUAUUGGUUUCAUUACACUUUGGUGGCCUUUGCUUGGCUUGGGGUUGUGCCACUUACAGCAUGUGAGUCUAUUUGUUCUGUGUGUUUACAACUGAAUGUUUAAGAUAAGUAGAAAUCUAAUUGUACAGUUUUUUUGUACUAAAGGAUUCUGAGUCUGUCAGAGUAUCUUAUAGUCUUUCAUAUUGGUGGGAAUAAAGUUCCGCCCCAUCAUUGCAGAAUGAUAAUUUAUCUAAGGUAAACUGAUACUUUAUCUAAGAUAAAUUAUACUACAGUAUGAUGGAGUAAACAAUACAUAGCAUAGCAAUACAAAACAUUACAGGAAUGACCAAGGCUUCGAGUGCAAUAGGCCCACGCUACUUGUGAAUUAUUAUAGACCAUUCUUUAUGUGUGGAACAUUAUAAUUGACAUUAACGUAAUUUACGUGUACUCAAUAUUUUAAUCAGAUUUUGAUUGACACACUCUUUAACAGGAGCAUAAUGUUACUACCAGAUACAUAAAUUAUAUAAAGACACAUUUUAAAAUAAUACAAAAAAAUGUUUAACAUUUUAUUAAAAAAACUUAUUUAGGUCGCAUAUACAGGUGUCUUUUCACUGGCUCAGUCAGUUCUCUUCUUACACUACCUUUGGAUAUGCUCUCUACGUAAGUCAGAUAUAUUCACAUAAGUAACUUAAUGUUUUUGGGUCAUUUUUAUGUUUAGAAAAAAAAAAUUAUAUAUUUAUUGUAACUUUUCAAGAUAAGGAAGAAAACACUUGUUGAACCAGAGAGUACUUAACGUUUAAAUUUUUAUACAUACAAAUAUAUAUAUAUAUAUAUAUAUACAUACACACACAUUUAUAUAUACAUUUAUAUAUAGUAUUAUUUUUGUUAUUUUUAGAUUUAUUCCCUACUUUUCCAAAUUGGAAAAAAGUUUGUGGUUUUUUUCUUCUUAGCGAAAACUUGGCUGGUGACUGUUUUCAAGGCUGCUUAGUUGUGACCUGCACUUUAUGUGCUUUCAUCAGCUUGGUAUGGCUCCGUGAACAGAUACUACAUGGUGGUGGUCCAGAGUGGCUGGAGCAGCUUGGCCAACCCAAUAAUGGACAGAGAGUGAGCUUACAUCCUCCUUAAUGUUUUUAAUGUUAAGUCAGAACAUGGAGGAUUUAGAGAGGCCACAUUGAAUUUAGUAGUAACUGCAAGUUAUUUUAGACAAAGCCAGGAAAUAUGUGAUUCUGCACUAGAUAGGUCAGAACCAUGCACUCUGCUAUGUAAAUGAUUAUAAUAAUACUUAUGUGUGUUGGUGGAUGAGGUUUGAAGGUAAACAUCCAUAUUUUAUGCCUAAAGGUAAGUCCAUGGGGUUUAAUAAUUCUCAAGCAUUCAGCAGUUGGGUGAUACCUAAUCCUCUCAUAUAACUUUUAUCUCAAGAGCCCAACAGAAAUGGUUAUUUGUAUUAAUAAUGAGCUAUUGAAACAAACAAACCAUUUCAGAACAUCGGACUAGCUGGAGGGGGCUUUAACAAUUUAAAUCUUAUUGGAGGAUUGGCUGGAGGUGCAGUUAAUGCGCCAGCCAAUCACAAUGCAGCCCAGGAGCCAGGAGAGCAUGUCCCAGGUGCCAAUGAGGAGGCAGGAGAAGCCAUGGAAGUAGAUGAAGCGCUUGGAGAGGACGGCAACAAUGGGAACAAUGCUGCAGCCCAGGGUAAGACGAUGUGUUUCAUGGUUCUUCUCACACAUUAGUCUGGUGUCAACUAAAUAUUUGUUUAUUUGCCAAGGCUAAAUGUUUGGUUGAUAAUCUAUUUCCCAUCACCAAAUUAAUAUUGUCUUGAUUUCUAGCAUGUCUAUGCAAACUAAAAUUGUUUUACAUUUUAAAAAAUAAUUUUCAGAUGACAACAACUGGAACCCAAUUGAAUGGGACAGAGCAGCAGAGGAGCUGACCUGGGAAAGGGUAAAUUGAAGUAUACUCUCUUACAGAAAUUUACAUAAUUGAAAAAAAACAAACAAGUUACUUCAUAUAGUUUUAAAAAAAAGACUUUUCCACAAAAGUUAAAAGCUAGUUAAUAACAUUUUUGUAGAGUUUCCAGUUUUGUGAAGUGUUGAUCCUUGGAUGACUUAUCUUUUUCUCUGACAGUUGCUGGGUCUGGAUGGGUCUUUAGUGUUUUUGGUAAGUAGGCACCGUCCCUGGUGCUGUCAUUUCUCAACCACUUAACUAUCAUCUGGAUGUUGCAUGAAAAUCUGAAAAAAAAAGUAUCACCAAGAUCCCAUUUAGAUGAUACAUGUAUGCAGGACUAAAAGAAAAUGCUUCUAAACUUGAAUGUGUCUGAAAAUUCUCAAACUUUUUUUCAUUGCUUGGUUUGAUAGUGUAUGUAGGAAUAAAGGGAAAUGUUUAGUUGAAUGUAAACUUGAAAGUAUCUGAAAACAAUAAAACUUUUUUUCAUUAUUCUAGUUAUAUAGUGUAUGUAGGAAUAAAGGGACAUUUUUAAUUGAAUGUAAACUUGAAAGUAUCUGAAAACAAUACCACUUUUUUUCAUCGCUCUGAUUUAAUAGCCAUAUUAAUUAAAAUGUUUACUGAAUUUUAAACUCAUAACAUUUUUUUUUGUCUUAACCAUCACAGGAGCAUGUAUUCUGGGUUGUCUCUCUGAACACAUUAUUUAUUUUGGUCUUUGGUGAGUGUUCUUGUAAAUUUGAAGUUUAAGUUAUGUACACUUGGCUUAGGUAACAUGUUAAAGUUAUUUUUAAGAUUGAUCAUGUUCAAUUAGCCAUAGGUGGAUUAACACCAUACAAUAUUUUAAUGCUAACAUCAUUUCAUUUACCUCCAGCCUUCUGCCCCUAUCAUAUUGGCCACUUUGCUCUGGUGGGAGCGAAAAUGGGAGAUCUGGUGAGUAUAUGCAAACAUCUUCAGAUAUUUGGUAGUUAAAAUUUCUGAUAGCUUAAUAAUUUUAAAGUAUAUAUUUAUAUUGCAUCCAGUAAACUCAAUUCCUAGGAAGUAGGCAGUUAAAAUUCCUAGGGUGUAGACAGUUAAAAAUUUACUCCAUAGUACCUCUUUAGAUUUAGACUAUUAAAUAAUUAGUAAUUAGAAUUAGAUUAAAUAUUGAACCACUUUUGUAUCAUUUUUGUUGUUAAAUGAUGAUGUCUGGCCAACAAAUUAUAUUUUUAGUUCUAAUUCUAUAUAAUUUUUGUUGUUAAAUAAUGAUGUCUGGCCAACAUAUUAUAGUUUUAGUUCUAAUUCUAUAUCAUUUUUUUGUUAAAUGAUGAUGUCUGGCCAACAUAUUGUUGUUUUAGUUCUAAUUCUAAUCCUGUGCAAUAAGUGUUGAACCCCCCUAUUCCUUCUAGGUUUUGGCCUCUCAUUUUGAAGGUCUUCUUACCACACUGACAGGCUACCUUGUCAUAGCCGUGUCUCUGCUGAUCAUCUACACACUGUGUUCCCUGACUAGGUUAAAAAAGUGAGUUUGGAUAAACUUUUAACAUGUUUUCUCCCCCGCUCUCUUCUUGCAUUGUAAAAAUUCACACUUAACAUUUUUUUCCCUGAAUUUUUUUUGGUCAUAGUCUCUGAUCUGAAUAGUCCAAUAUACAUGAGACAUUUAUCUGAUAGUGGCUAGUAAACCUACUGUUAGAAUAUAUCCUCACUAAAUGUGAACAUGCACCACCAGGUGCAACUUGAACUCUUUAACUGUGUCCUUACUAUGCCUGGUCUUGUGCAACAUUUGGACACUGGUCAUUAUCAAACCUUAUUAAUCUUUUCAUUGAACCUGGAGAGCUACAGAGUUGGACAACCUGUGCAUCAGAACCAUAGCUUAACAGUUGUAUAGUUGGUACAAUCUGUGCAUCACAACCACAGCUUAAGAGUUGUAUAGUUGGUACAAUCUGUGCAUCACAAUCACAGCUUUUAAGAGUUGUAUAGUUGUUACCAUCUUUGCAUCACAACCACAGCUUAAGAGUUGUAUAGUUGGUACAAUCUGUGCAUCACAAUCACAGCUUUUAAGAGUUGUAUAGUUGGUACCAUCUGUGCAUCACAACCACAGCUUAAGAGUUGUAUAGUUGGUACCAUCUGUGCAUCACAACCACAGCUUAAGAGUUGUAUAGUUGGUACAAUCUGUGCAUCACAACCACAGCUUAAGAGUUGUAUAGUUGGUACAAUCGGUGCAUCACAACCACAGCUUAAGAGUUGUAUAGUUGGUACAAUCUGUGCAUCAGAAGCACAGCUUAAGAGUUGUAUAGUUGGUACAAUCUGUGCAUCAGAAACACAGCUUAAGUAUGAAAUAUUUCUGUUUAUUAAUGCAAAUAAUGAGAUUCAUUGUGUCGUCUUUAAAAAGGUUUAUAAUUUUAACAUGAUUUGUUGUAACUAGAGGAAAGAUGCUGGCCAAAAAUGAUUUUAAAAAAUUGAAAUUCAACAUCCUUAAAUAUUAUAUUAUUAAUAAGCACUUAAGAAUGUUUAGAUUAUGGCACUUCAAAAACAAAUUGAGAUCUCUGUGACAUUCAAAUAAUCUUUAAAGAUUUUUAACUAAUAGCAUAAAGUGCAUAAAUAAAAUAUAUCCUGUACAAUUUGUACAAUUUUUAAUCAGCGUUUUUUUUUUUUUUUCUUUUUACAGAGGGCAAAGGAUAUUUGGCUUAUGUUUUNUGUGACAUUCAAAUAAUCUUUAAAGAUUUUUAACUAAUAGCAUAAAGUGCAUAAAUAAAAUAUAUCCUGUACAAUUUGUACAAUUUUUAAUCAGUGUUUUUUUUUUUUUUCUUUUUACAGAGGGCAAAGGAUAUUUGGCUUAUGUUAUGUUGUCGUCAAAGUCAAGCUGUUGGUUGUCAUGGAAAUCGGAGCUUUUCCUUUAAUUUGUGGCUGGUGGUUGGAUAUUUGUUCCUUGGUAAGACCUCAUGCAAGAUAACAAAGCAAUAUAGCUAGCGUUGAUGUUGAGCGUAGAGACGUUUUUUUUUAAAAUUUAAAUUAUUUUUUAAAAAUUAAAAAUCUUCAUGCCCAAAAAGAAAUUGGAGAAUGUAAAGUAUUUGUUUUAAAAAAGUUAAUAGAAAUUUAAAAUGAAAAUUGAAGUUGGAAAAUUAAUAUAGAUAAUCCCUGGUCUCAAAAUUAAUUUUCCAACCCCACUGGUCUACGCUGACAUCUCAACUAAACAUCAGUAAUUGUCCCCGAGUUUAUUUAUUCCUUUUUUUUUUCUUUCUUAAAGUCCAUGUUUGAUGCCACCCUCAAAGACAGAGAAUCCAGCUUCCUCUCGUCUCCUGGCACCUCCAUGUUCAUCCACUGGCUGGUUGGCAUGGUCUAUGUCUUCUACUUCGCCUCUUUCAUCCUCUUGACUCGGGAGGUUUUGAGGCCUGGGGUGUUGUGGUUCCUGCGUAACCUAAAUGAUCCUGAGUUCAAUCCCAUCCAGGAGGUGAGCCUGCAGAGUUAUUUGCAUAUCUUGAUGUGGGGGUCUUUAAAAAGUCGUCUGCUGACUUCCUGAAUGAGUUUAAGGUGGCAUUAUUAGCAUACAAUUGUUACAACAAAAUUUUGUAUUUUAGUUCAUGAUAUAUUUGUUUCUCUUUCGUUACAUGGCUAUAAUUGACCAUCAACAUUCCUUUGUUAAAUUCUUAUAUUUCUUUAGAUGAUCCAUCUUUGUGUGCUGAGACAUUUCAGGCGAUUCUUGGCAUCUGUGGUAAGCAAGAAAGAAGUAGCGUAAAUUUAGUCUAAAUUGCAAGUUGUGUUAAAUAAUUUCUGUUGCUUGGAGGUGAUACUCCUACAAGCUCCUUUUACUACAAAAAGCUAUUUUUACGCUUUACGACACUCUCCUUUUAUGCCAAACUCCUUUUACAUUAUAUUUAACUGCUCCACUGUUUUUUGUUGUCCUUUUUACCAAAUAUAUAUAUCUAUAUCUGAUGAGUAAAUAUACAAAUAUAUAUAUAUAUAAGAUCCACUAUGUUAAAGUCAUAUUAAAAAAUGCCAUUUUACACAUGCCAAUGGUUGGUGUCAUGCCUUCAACGCUUACCAUAAUUAUUCAGGUAAUCUUUGGAAGUGCUGUCUUACUCAUGUUAUGGCUGCCCAUUAAAGUCAUCAGAAUGGUGUUCCCUGGCUUUUUACCAUACAGAGUGGUUGUCUCAAGGUUAGUCUUGCCACAAAGCCUGCCCACAGCAGUUAACUUAAAUAGAUCCCUUUAAAUAAAAAUAUGGUUGUUAAAAAUUUAUUCUAUUUAACAAAAAUUUCUGUACAUUUAUUCUUCAGAAGUCUUGGCUGAUUACGGCUAAUGUUGCAUAUGUUAUUUGUUAGAAUUUUCAUACAAUUACCCAAAUAAGUCUUGUUAUAUGAUUAGAUUGCUUUAUCAGAGUGGGUAGAUUUCUCCCAUUAUAAACUUCAAUGACUUCAUAUCACAGGAUUGUGUGAUCCCACUUAAUAUUUCUCUAAAUUUGUGAUCUGUUUGCAGUUCCCAUAUUUCAUUCAAGGAUUGUUUUGUCUCAUUAAAUCUAGUGAGGCCCCUGUCAGUGAACUGUCACUGGAGCUCCUCCUGUUACAAGUUGUCCUACCAUCUUUACUGGAAGCAGGUCAUACAAGAGCCAUGCUGAAGAAGCUGGUAGAGGGUUGGUCUAAAGCCAUGGCGUGGCUGCUGGACCUCAGGUCCUACCUCAUUGGAGAUGUUUCCCUGGAUGGAGUGGUAGGGAUACUUGAGUGUAUAGUUCAAAUCAGUUUCCAUUAGUUCACGCAGGUUAAUGUCUUUUUUUUUGUAAAUUUAAAAAUAAUUUGUUUCCUUGCUCUAACAGACAAAAUGAAAAACAAUUGAAAACAAAUGUAACUUAAUUGAUUAAUUAAUAAUACAUUUAAUAGCAUUCAAUUUUUUUUAUUUAUGUCAACUAUAUUCAAAUCUCUUUAGGAUGCUGACAGUAUUGUUGACAGCAAUGAGCCCCACAAUCCGCCAGAGGCAAGGUUGAACAACGCAGGGCCCCCUCCCCCGCCCCAAGACCUCGGCGAGGGCCUUGGUGCGGCCCAUCAAGCCAUGCUACAAGGUGGUGGCCCGACAGGAUUCCAGCCUUACAAAAGACCUUCAUUUUUUGCAGCAAGGGUAAAGGACUUUCUAUAUUUUAUGUAUUUGAAAUACAAAAUGACAACAAUUAACAUUCAAGGCUACUCCUUUUUUCUAUGGCAAUGCAUUUUUAAAUGUGCUUAUAUAGUGAACUAAAAAUGGUGAGAGAUUCUUUCUGCAAAUUCAUUUGGCACACUUUUAAAUACAUACAUUAUGUAUGUAAAAAUUAGUUUGAUCAUGCAAUAUCUACUUCUGAAAACUUACUUUCUCUCUCUUACUUUCUCAGCCUUAAUUUAACUGAACUUUUCUCUAAAAUGCUUAUUAAUGUUAAUAAUACAUAUUGAAUUAAUGUGAAGUUAAACAAAAAACAAAAAAACUAUUUGUCCAUUACUGUUUACGGAGAAAAAAAAAAUUAUAAAUUGAAAAGAUGUGAACUAAAUAUUUUCACAACUUACAUCAAAGGUUUUCUUGUUGGGUUCAUCAUGCAUCUCUACGUCUGAAUGUGGGUCUGUCUUGCCUGUGCUUCCUCACACUGUUAUGUGUAUCAAUUAAAAACCUCUUCUAUAAAAUUUCAGAUAAUUGCUCUGGUCACUUUAAUGUGUCUGACAUUUUUCUUUGCAAGCACCAUUUCUCUAGUAUUGCCUGGUAAGAUUUGCCCUUCCAUGCAUUGAUGUCAUAGAUGUAAUUUAUUUUUAAUAUGUCUCAAGUAGGUCACUUAUCUUUUUAUUGGGUUUAUCCAUAAUAAUAAUGAAUAUAUCCUUUUGCUUUAAAGAUUAAUCUGAAAAAAAAUUGAUCUGCACAUUUUUUCAGUCUGUUGUCUAAAUAAAUUAAUUCUAAAAACAAAUGUUAUAAUUAACUGUGCCAAUCAACUUUUCUCAGUAUGUAAAAUUAAUGGGAAAUGGACCCCAAAUGCUGAUGGUAAAUAAUUUUAUCUCAAUUUUCAGUGUUCAUCGGAAGACAGCUGAUGUGGUUGUGGGUAGGAGACACCAAGAUUCACGAGCUGUACACUGCUGGAUGUGGGUUGUACAUUUGCUGGUUAUGUCUCAGGGUGUCCACGGUCAUAGCUGGGUGGUACUUGCAGGGCUGGGCCAUCAUCAAGGCUAAACUCAAACUCUGGGGAUUAUUGGCAAGUAGAAUUUUCUGUUGGUUUGACUAAUCUACUGUUUUAUUGAAUGCUUGAUAAAGUAAUUCUUGCAAUUUUUUAAAGGGAUAUUUAAAGGAUAAAGACGUUUGAAUCUAGAUCAGUGUAAUUUUUACAUGCACAAGGUUUUAAAGUUGUUACAACAAUAAUUGCUAUUGAAAUCUACAUAAAUGUUAAAGCUGGAGUCUGUCAGGUCAUUGAAGUCAUUUAUUAUGUAGCCAGUGCUGUCAUCAAGGGCUUACAGCUGUAAAGAAAGAAAUCCUAGGGUUGUUUGUGCUGUUACCAAGGGGGGGGGGGUUACAACUGUAAAUAAAGAAACCCUAGUGGUGUGUGCACUGUUACUACGGGGGUAACAACUACUGACUCAUUACUUCAAGGGCCUUUUUAUUUUACUCUUAUGAGUUACUUGAAUAUUUUGAAAGAUUUUAUGGUUGGACGUUUUGGAUUGAAUUCUUUAAUUAUGAAAGCAGAUUACAUUUCUUUGUUUACAUAUUUCUGUCUGAUUCACUUAGUAGUUUCUGUGGAAAAGUUGGCGAUUGCUUUCAUUUCAUGCCAUGCUUUGUUCUUCAGAUCAUCAAGUCCCUUGUGAUGGCCUUAGUGCUGCUGGUGGUGAUACCCUUGUUACUUGGUCUACUUUUUGAUGUCAUCAUUGUUGCUCCCAUGAGAGUGCCAUUGGAUCAGUCACCUAUUUUUUUUCCCUGGCAGGUAAGAAAUAUCUAUAAUAUAUUAUAUUAUAAUCCCUGGAUACAUUACAACAGUUGUAUAUGUGCCAUCCUUGGAUAAAUUACAACAGUUGUAUAUGUGCCAUCCCUGGAUUAAUUACAACAGUUUUAUACGUUCCAUCCCUGGAUUAAUUAAUUCAGUUGCAUACGUGCCAUCCCUGGAUUAAUUACAACAGUUGUAUACGUGCCAUCCUUGGAUUAAUUACAACAGUUGUAUAUGUGCCAUCCCUGGAUUAAUUACAACAGUUUUAUACGUUCCAUCCCUGGAUUAAUUAAUACAGUUGCAUACGUGCCAUCCCUGGAUUAAUUACAACAGUUGUAUACGUGCCAUCCUUGGAUUAAUUACAACAGUUGUAUAUGUGCCAUCCCUGGAUUAAUUACAACAGUUUUAUAUGUUCCAUCCCUGGAUUAAUUACAACAGUUGUAUACGUGCCAUCCUUGGAUUAAUUACAACAGUUGUAUACGUGCCAUAAGCUGUGGCUAAAACUUCAACAAUUUUCUUCUAAAUCUAGACAUUCAUUUCUUAAAAAGUCAAUGAUCCAAGUACCCCAACUGCAAACAAGUAGUUGGACACAUCUCCAUGCAUAUAAUGUUCUAUUUUUCCAUUUAACCCUCAGAAGAACACAUUUAUCUUUCAGUUUUAUCUUAAGUAAUUAAUUUUCAAGGACAUUUCUUAAUAAAACUAAAAAAAUGUUAGAAUAAACUUUUUUUUAUGCUUUGUAAAGACUCUGCUUAAAAAUAAUCUAUUUAAAAUAGAAAAUAAAAAUAAUCAAUUUAAAAAUAGAAAAUAAAAAUAAUCAAUUUAAAAAUAGAAAAUAAAAAUAAUCAAUUUAAAUUUAAAAAUAGAAAAUAAAAAUAAUCAAUUUAAAUUUAAUAUAGAAAAUAAAAAUAACAUUUUAAAUAAAAAAUAAUAAUAAUCACUUUAAAUUUAAAAUAGAAAAUAAAAUGUAACAAAUCAUAUUAAAAUAAUGUAAAAAUGUUCUCAGUGUGCCUUUGGUUGAUUAUCUACAAAUAGAACAAAUAAGUAAAAAACUAACCAACGGUGGCUUGUUUAUCUUCCAUGCCACCGGUUGAUGAUUGGUAGAGAAGAUGUCAUUCAGGUUUACUGGUUGGACAGGUUUGGAUUGGGGUUUCUGGGUCCCGUUAUCCACAACCCCAUAGUUUUUUGUCUCUCUCUCUUGCCAUCAGUCACUUAACCUUUAGAUAAGAAUAUGAACAUGUGGUGGUUGUUCAGUCUUUUUAUAAUAUUUUAGCUGAUACAGUCAUGCCAUCUUGUGAUAAAAUUACACAUCUACUGUGAUUUUCCUUUGUAUGCAUUCUUGUUGGAUCAUGUCUCAGGACACUCCCCCCCCCCAAAACCCGCAAAAAACCAAUACCAAAACACCUAAAAAUUAUCUUGUGUGUGUGUGUGUGCUUAUCAAUAAGUUUAAGAUUUAUGAAUAAGAUUUGUUCAAUUUAAAAUCUAUAAUUGAUUUGUUCUCUUUAUAUUCUUCUAGGACUGGGCGCUUGGUGUUCUCCACAUGAAAAUCUUAACAGCUGUCGUUAUGAUGGGCCCCCAGUGGUGGCUCAAGUCAGCUAUUGAGAGGGUAAUUGACCUUUAUAGUUUCAUAACAUGGAGAUAAUUUUUUGUUCCUAAAAUUUUUUAGCUAAUUCAAAUCAGAUCCCUCACUCCUGUUUUUAAGGAGGUCCCCUUUGAGAAAUAACACGCUAACAAAAUGGUUAAGUGUUCUUAUAAAAGAGUUUAUGUUAUUUUUUAAUUAACAUGAUUUUUUUGAAGUCAACAUGCAUUGAUCUAGACAACAAGCAAUCAUUUAAUAUUGUGUUUUGUUUGUUUCCUAGGUGUACAAUGACGGAAUGAGAAACUUAAAUAUGAAAUUUAUCAUGGUGCACAUCUGUCUGCCCGUGUCAACUUGUUUAGGCAUGGCACUGGCAGUACCAUAUGUUUUAGCAUACAGCGUUGUCCCAGCUUUUGGUGAGUAACCAUCUUGUUUUUUUAGGUGCUUUGAAUGAUAAAAUGGUGUGGCUAUUUUUAAAAUUAAUUUUUAGAAAUUCAAGGAGAUGAAUAGUUUUAACAUAUUUGCGUUUUCUCAAUUAAAUGUUUUAGGAUAUAUAUAUAUAUAUAUAUAUAUAUAUAUAUAUAUACACACACACAGGAAUUUAAAUAUCUGAAAAAAUCUAUAUUUAGUCUUCAUAUAUCCUUUGGAUUUAUAAUGGUGCAAGGAGUGGUUAUGCACACAUUUUCAUGAGCCUAACUCUAACUUUUGAGUUGAAUUUUUUCAAGUUUUUCCUGGAAAAAUGAACUCUUAUAGGUGUAUAAGGGUUGUCAAUUUCAAUUUUAGAGUAUCGUCACAUCACAAACUUUUAAAAUGAGGCAACGUAAAUAAUUUUGCUAUCCCACUUUCACUCUAUUCCUGCAGGUGUCAGUUUUGAAACUCAGACUCUUGUGGUGCGGAGGGUCUACCCCUUUGUCUUAACUGUGAUUGUCUGCUCGGCCAUGCUGACCUUCCAGAUUAGGCAGUUUCGCAGGCUGUACAACCACAUCAAAGACGACAAGUGAGUAGAUGUCAGAUGGUGGUGUUUCUAGUCCUACGCAAUAGUUAGUUUAGCACACUGUGAAGGUUUAAGGUACGAAGUAUAACAAAUGAACUUGAGGCAGAAAAACAAAAGAGUUAGAGCUUUUCAGUUCAGCUUAUAACUGUCAAAAGACUGAAUUUACAUACAUGUUUAUGAAAGAAAUAAAUACAAGAAUAAGGCUUGUAGUGCUACCACCAUUUUUGCUUAGAACGCCAACUGGCAUGCUAAUUUACACUAUCACGGGCAUUCAUUGUCAACUAUUAUCAGAAAAUGUCAUGAUAUCAUCAGAAUGCUGUUGAAUUUAAAAAUUAUUAUACUUAUUUACAGACUACAAUUUAAAUCCCAAAAAUACAAGUAAUCACAAGUUAAAAACCGAUUUAUUUAAUUCACUAUCUUCAUCAUCCUGAGCCAGUGACUGGUGGGGCAUAAGUCAGCCCAAGGCUAUCAUUAAACAUGUGCAGGUUUUCUUCAGAGGGUCUCAACAUGUGCAUAGGAUGUCAUAAAUCUUUAGAUUAGGGUUUCCUAACCUAGAGGGUGCAAGGUGGCAUUUCAAGAUUAAGAAUUUUCUAAGAAUUAUACGAACAGAGGAGGCAUUAGCUUUAAGUUGUGAUAUAAAUAUAAGGUACAAUUUUAAAUUUUGGGUUCUUGCAUUUGCAGUAAUUUCUUUUUGUUGAGAAGUCGUAGAUCUGUGGUGAGGGGGUCUUCCUCUGUGGUGAAGGUGUCUCCCUCUGUGCUGAGUGGGUCUCCCUCUGUGCUGAGUGGGUCUCCCUCUGUGGUGAGGGGGUCUCCCAGCGUGCUGAGGGGUCUCCCACUGUGCUGAGGGGUCUCCCCCUGUGCUGAGGGGGUCUCCCCCUGUGCUGAGGGGAUCUCCCUCUGUGCUGAGGGGGUCUCCCUCUGUGGUGAGGGGGUCUCCCUCUGUGCUGAAGGGGUCUUCCUCUGUGGUGAGGGGUCUCCCACUGUGCUGUGGGUGUCUCCCUCUGUUGUGAGGGGUCUCUCACUUUGCUGCGGGGGUCUCCCUCUGUCAUGAGGGGUCUCCCACUGUGCUGAGGGGUCUCCGUCUGUGUUGAUGGGGUCUCCCACUGUGCUGAGGGGGUCUCCCUCUGUGGUGAGGGGUCUCCCACUGUGCUGAGGGGUCUCACUCUGUGCUGAGGGGGUCUCCAAGUGUGCUGAGGGGGUCUCCCUCUGUGGUGAGGGGUCUCCCUCUGUGGUGAGGGGUCUCCCACUGUGCUGAGGGGGGUCUCCCUCUGUGCUGAGGGGGUCUCCCACUGUGCUAAGGGGGUUUCCCACUGUGCUGAGGGGGUUUCCCACUGUGCUGAGAGGUUUCCCUCAGUGGUGAGGGGUCUCCCUCUGUGGUGAGGGGUCUCCCUCUGUGGUGAGGGGUCUCCCGCUGUGGUGAGGGGUCUCCCACUGUGCUGAGGGGUCUCCCUCUCUGUGGUGGAGGGGUCUCCCUCUGUGGUGAGGGGGGUCUCCCUCUGUGGUAAGGGGGUCUCCCUCUGUGCUGAGGGUUCUCCCUCUGCUGUGAAGGGUCUCCCUCUGUGGUGAGGGGUCUCCCUCUGUGCUGAGUGGGUCUCCCUCUGUGCUGAGUGGGUCUCCCUCUGCGGUGAGGGGUCUCCCUCUGCGGUGAGGGGUCUCCCUCUGCGGUGAGGGAUCUCCCUCUGCUGUGAGGGGUCUCCCUCUGUGCUGAGGGGUCUCCCUCUGUGCUGAGGGGUCUCCCGCUGUGGUGAGGGGUCUCCCACUGUGCUGAGGGGUCUCCCUCUCUGUGGUGGAGGGGUCUCCCUCUGUGGUGAGGGGGGUCUCCCUCUGUGGUAAGGGGGUCUCCCUCUGUGCUGAGGGUUCUCCCUCUGCUGUGAAGGGUCUCCCUCUGUGGUGAGGGGUCUCCCUCUGUGCUGAGUGGGUCUCCCUCUGUGCUGAGUGGGUCUCCCUCUGCGGUGAAGGGUCUCCCUCUGCGGUGAGGGGUCUUCCUCUGUGGUGAGGGAUCUCCCUCUGCUGUGAGGGGUCUCCCUCUGUGCUGAGGGGUCUCCCUCUUUGCUGAGGGGGUCUCCCUCUGUGGUGAGGGGUCUCCGUCUGUGGUGUGGGGCCUCCCUCUGUGGUGAGGGGCCUCCCUCUGUGGUGAGGGGUCUCCCUCUGUGGUGAGGGGUCUCCCCCGCUAGACAAUUUUUGAUAAAUUCAAAAUGCUCUAUACAGAUAUAUAUCAUUAUUUAUAUAUCAUUAAAUAAUUUCGAAUGUGCUCUUAUAACAAGAAUGAAAAUAAGUGCAAAUUGAAUUUUAAGUAAAGGGGGUUUGUUUGUGAUGCAUUCAAGGGCCCACAAUUAUUCACCUUCCAGGCAGCAGGUGGGCCACGUGUUGGCCAGACCAUGUCUACGAUUCAAUUUGCAAUUCAUUAAUCAAAUUAGGAGGACAUUGUUUUCAAAUUUUAAAUCCAUUCUUAAUUUAAAAGUAAAUCUGUUUGAAGUGGUUGCGAAACUGGUCAGACCAUUGGAAGGGGGUUCGGAUUAAAUAAAAGGCUGGGAAAAUUUCUUUGAAAUGUUUCAUUUAAAUGUGAAAUGAUUUGUUAAAAUUUCCAUUGGUUAUUGAUGUUUCAAAAGUAAUCAAUGAUUCUGUUAACCAUCUCUGCAUAUAUUAUCCCUCCCCAGAUAUUUAGUGGGCCAGCGACUAGUCAACUAUAUUCACCAUGCCACAAGCCAGGACAACAAUCUGCAUGCGGAAGCAACUGUUACAUGAUAAAAGCUGUUUCAUCAUCUGUUUGUCUGAUUCUUGAUGUACAUAUACAUUUGAGAGUGUGUUUGAACCAUGUCCAGGUUUGAAAGCGUGUGAGUGUCAGAUUGGAGUGGAUGAUAAUUGUUUUGAUUGUGCACACAACUAAAAUUGUUUUCUUUCAAGGCUUGAGAUAUGUAAAUAUUUGUGACAUUUAUAGAAGAGUUUUGCUCUGAGUCGUUGUUGCUCAGCUCGACGAUGAUAAUUUUUUUUUAAAGCAAGAGGAAAAUGAAUUGUCUCCCCUACCUUGUGUCCAUCUUUUGUAAACUUUUGUC